AUGGAGAAGAGUCCAUUUGGGUUCCUAAGCCAAGAUCUAGGCCUUGACAUAGCCCAGACUUUCUUCAAAACCAUCCAUCGAACGGAGCCCCCAUCUCCCACCAAGCGUCACAUAAAGAUCACCGUCGUCGGUACUGGCAACGUUGGCAUGGCCAUUGCUCAGACCAUCCUAACACAGGACCUUGCCGACGAACUCGCCCUCGUCGACGCCAAGCCCGACAAACUCUGUGGUGAGAUGCUCGAAUCUGGAGACUGCUGUGCAGGGAGCGACAACUCUCUCGAUGGAACAAUUACCUCGGCCAUUGCCAACUUCUCCAAGCUCACUUACUUGGACCUGGGCACCGAUAAUUUCGUUGGUUCCAUCCCUUCAGGGAUCGGAAGACUGUCGGAGCUCCUCUAUCUCAACCUCUUCAACAAUUCUCUCGAGGGUCCAAUCCCAUAUCAGAUCAACAAUCUCCAAAAGGUAUGGUACCUAGACCUCGGGUCAAACUACUUAGAAUCCCCUGACUCAUCCAAGUUCUCUGGCAUGCCCAACCUUACAUAUCUUAGUCUUUUCUACAACUCACUGAGCAUGGACUUCCCGCCUUUCCUACUCAAUUGCCGGAACCUGACUUACCUCGACUUAUCAUCGAACAACCUUUCGGGCCCGAUACCAGAACUGUUGGCCACCAAUUUGCAGAAGAUUGAGUACCUUAAUUUUACUAGUAAUUUCUUUCAAGGGCCGUUGCCUGUGAACCUGAAGAAGCUUGGUCGGCUGAAAGAGCUACGUUUGGGAGAGAACAGGUUCACCGGUACAAUACCCACUGGGAUUGGUUCUAUUUCUGGAUUGCAAAUUCUUGAAUUACAAAGCAAUUCACUGGUUGGGCAGAUCCCUUCUUCACUGGGCCAACUUAGGAUGCUUCAAAAACUGUAUUUGGUUUUACAAGGAAUCUCUGUUGGAGGCAUGGGUUCUCUAGUUUUACAGGGAAUCUCCGAUGGAGGCAUUCAAAUUACGGAAAACAGAGUUUUUGGCAGAUGA
This is a messenger RNA of Nelumbo nucifera (sacred lotus), 1017 nucleotides long. Lineage: Eukaryota; Viridiplantae; Streptophyta; Magnoliopsida; Proteales; Nelumbonaceae. The record is from RefSeq and is a predicted model, not a curated record.